This is a messenger RNA of Mytilinidion resinicola, 215 nucleotides long. RefSeq lists its product as uncharacterized. The record is from RefSeq and is a predicted model, not a curated record. NCBI's taxonomy places the organism in Eukaryota, Fungi, Ascomycota, Dothideomycetes, Mytilinidiales, Mytilinidiaceae. Bases 31 to 186 code for a protein of 51 amino acids. The transcript has a single exon.
CAUGGAAAGGCUAGCGGAUGAUAGAUAUUUAUGUCAAAUGCGUUAGCUGUGCCGCUCAUGGACGUCUCAAGUGAAAGCGCCACGGCGCGUGCGCCCAUCACCCGUCACACGCUUCACUGCCAGAGCUGGCACCUUGCAAAACCUCUAAAAACCAAGCAGGUUCCUCUACAUUGCCACUGUGGGUAGUAAUACGGCUCCCUUGUGUCUUUGAUAGG